AUGGAGCCAAGCCCACCACUUUAUACCACCAAAAUAUGCAAAAUGGUUCGCGAAUUUCUCUUUACGGUGAGUACUGGUGUCUCAAAGAGCAUGAUCACGUUUGAUCUCAACUUCCUGAUGAAACGUGGCAAGAUCGUAGUGAAGGUCUUGAACGACAUCGUGGUCCGCCACCACACCGCGCUCAGCUGCAUUUCACAUGACGUGAACGCGUCCUUCGUGUCACCUCGGGAGUACGAGUUCAGCUGCAGCCAUAGCCCAUCCUACCAACCAUACGUCCGCUUCCACGUCAGCAGCAGGCAUAAACCCAAGUAUCGCAGUCGUCGCAGCGGGAACUUCAAAUACUACAAACGCUCCCACGCGCCACUGACAGUGAGAGGAGACGUUGUGGACUGGGAAGUCGAUGAUGUGGCAGUCGAGUCUCCUUUGGUGGACCCGCUAGUUCGGCGGGUGAGGAUAACGGACUCGCCGUUCUCAUUAAACGGCGAAUGCAACAAGGAGGAUUGCCACGUGGACAAGGCGGCGGAGGAGUUCAUAAGGCGGUUUUAUAAGGAGCUGCGGUCUCAAAAAUUGGUGGAUUAUCAUCGGUGA
This is a messenger RNA of Tripterygium wilfordii, 588 nucleotides long. RefSeq lists its product as uncharacterized. The transcript has a single exon. The record is from RefSeq and is a predicted model, not a curated record. NCBI's taxonomy places the organism in Eukaryota, Viridiplantae, Streptophyta, Magnoliopsida, Celastrales, Celastraceae. Bases 1 to 588 code for a protein of 195 amino acids.